Messenger RNA from Aureobasidium melanogenum CBS 110374, 1488 nucleotides. RefSeq names its product Metallo-dependent phosphatase. The record is from RefSeq and is a predicted model, not a curated record. Lineage: Eukaryota; Fungi; Ascomycota; Dothideomycetes; Dothideales; Saccotheciaceae. The transcript is spliced from 3 exons. Bases 1 to 1488 code for a protein of 495 amino acids. Gene Ontology annotation, molecular function: metal ion binding; acid phosphatase activity.
AUGGCACCUAGUCUGUUCUACGUUCAGACCCUCCCUUUGCUGUCUAGUCUGGUGCUCGCCGCAGACUACCCUGGGCUUCCAACAGAUUUGACGACUCCUGUGCAACAACGUAUCGCCUUCAAGGGUCCUAAUGCCAUCUCUGUCGCUUGGAACACCUAUGAACAGCUGACCGAAGCUUGCGUUCAAUAUGGCAAGUCUGCCAACAGCUUGACUUCUCAAACAUGCUCAACUCAAUCUGUGACUUAUGCCACCUCUCGCACUUGGGCAAACUCAGUUACGCUCUCUGGACUUGAUGCUGCUACCACUUACUACUACAAGAUCAACUCCACAAAUUCGACUGUCAAUCAGUUCAUGACUGCUCGUGCUGCUGGAGACAAAACUGCCUUCAACUUGGAUGUUGUUAUUGAUCUCGGUGUCUAUGGCGAAGAUGGCUACACCACUACUCGCAAACGUGACAUUCCCUACGUCCAACCAGCACUCAAUCACACCACUAUUGCAGCCCUCGCCCGCACAGUCGACGAUUACGACUUUGUUUUGCACCCCGGAGACUUUGCCUACGCAGACGACUGGUACCUGAAGCCCAAAAACCUUCUCGACGGCAAAGCCGCCUACGCCGCCAUCCUGGAGAACUUCUACGAGCAAUUAGCUCCCAUUGCAGCAACAAAACCCUACAUGGUAUCUCCUGGAAACCAUGAAGCUGAUUGUACGGAGGUGCCUUACACGAGUGGUCUGUGUCCUGAAGGCCAGAAGAACUUUACAGACUUUAAAGUUAGGUUCAAUGGACAGAUGCCUACGGCAUUUGCUUCUUCGUCCAGCAAUGCUACUGCAAAGGCUUCAGCAGUGAAGGCGCAAGCCCUCGCCAAUCCACCUUUUUGGUACUCGUUUGAGUAUGGAAUGGCUCAUAUCGUAAUGAUCGACACCGAAACCGACUUCCCAUCUGCACCAGACGGUCUGGAUGGUAGCGCUCACCUCGGUGCUGGUCCCUUCGGAGCCCCAAACCAACAACUCUCCUUCCUUGAUGCCGAUCUGGCAUCUGUCGACCGCACAGUCACUCCCUGGAUAAUCGUCGCAGGCCACCGACCUUGGUACUCCACCGGCGGCAGCUCCAAUAUCUGCAACCCCUGCCAAUCAGCCUUUGAACCUCUCUUCCACAAAUACGGCGUUGAUUUGGGAAUCUUCGGCCAUGUGCACAACAGCCAACGUUUCCUCCCUGUCUACAACAACACUGCCGAUCCUGCUGGCCUCAACAACCCUGUCGCACCAGCAUACAUCAUCGCAGGCGGUGCUGGCAAUAUCGAAGGGCUGAGUGCUGUAGGUGCGAACUACUCGACCAAUGUGUUUGGAUAUGGGGAUGAGUUUAGCUAUGCUACGCUCAAGUUCAAGGAUGCGAAGAAUUUGCAGAUUGACUUUUUGAGGAGCGAUACCGGUGAGGUUUUGGAUUCGAGUGUUUUGUACAAGGAGCAUGAUGUUGCAUUUGUUAGGAACUGA